AGACCCCCUCUCUCUCUCUCUCUCUCUCUCUCUAUAUACAAGAAACAAGGAGAACAAAAAAGAGAGGGGAGAGUAAUAAGAGAAUUAAUCCCAAAUUAUCCCCAAAUUUUUGAGAGAGAGAGAGAGCUCAAAUUCCACAAUACCCAAAUGAUGAGGAAACCAAUCCUAAUCAUUUUCCUUCUGCAGCUGCUUUUCCUCAUCGGCACGGGUGCCGAGGUCGAUUUAGAAGUUCCAUCAUUCAGCCGUACGAAACUGUUGGGAGUAAAGUGCACGUGUGAUAAUCCGUGCGGUACUCCCUGUUCCAUCACCAGCCCUCCGCCGCCGUCGCUGCCCCCCGAAUAUUCGUACUCUCCUCCGCCGCCGCCGUCGCCCCCGCCAAUAUGGUCGUACCCGCCUCCGCCGCCGCCGUACACUCCGUAUGUUCCAUCGCCGCCGUCCGCCCUCUGCCCUCCGCCGCCGUGGGGGGCGUACUCCCCGCCGUACUAUCCGUGGAUUUACACGCCGCCUGGCGAAUUGUACCCUCAGGACCCCGGGUACCACCCCAACGGCGCGCGUCGACGGAGUGUGAGCUUAGGCCGGUUCGCGACGGCGGCGGCCGCGGUGGGAGGUGGGGUUUUGGCCUUGUGGCAGGUUAAUUAAUUGCUAAAUGUGUUAUUUAUGUGUGGAUUAUUAAUUAAAGUAAUUAAAUUAAUCUUAAUUAAUUGUUAUAGGUUUUUAUUAUGGAGAACAUGUUUAAUUAGAUAUGUGUGUGUUAAAAGACACAAUUUUAGUUAUGACAUGUCUAGAAAUUAAUUAAGUGGCUUCAAUAAGAAUUGUACAUGCAAUUACUAAAUCUUUGUUCCUAUA
Molecule: messenger RNA, 846 nt
Organism: Ananas comosus (pineapple)
Lineage: Eukaryota; Viridiplantae; Streptophyta; Magnoliopsida; Poales; Bromeliaceae
Product: leucine-rich repeat extensin-like protein 6
Exons: 1
Coding region: 148-639 (163 amino acids)
Source: RefSeq, a predicted model, not a curated record